CGGUCGGGUCAACUUUGCAUUUCUUUUUUUAUUCUGCUGACUGAUGCGGACCGGCAGGGAGCUAAAAACACGUGACCGGAAGACCGGAUCCUUACUGUACUCGUAUUCUACGGGUAUGAUAACUCAAAAUUGAGAAAAACCAGUUACUAAAGGGCGACUCCAACGUUCUUGCGGGGAAAACGCAGUAGCCCGUGAUGAACAAUUGAAUCCUACCGUCAUUCACCGAACCUCAUUCUUUUUCCUGAAUUUUAUUUCUGUUUUUCAUUUAUUAAUGGCGAUCGGGUCCCCUCUCCCCACUUCUGAUGCGCUGGACGGUUCCUUGGAAGGCACAGUACUCGUACAGUACGAGCAAGUGCCCAUUGUCCCGAAAUCUUGUAUCAAACGUUACACCGCCGCUCGACAACCACCAAUCUUGCCGCCUGAUUCGAUCACCGCGAUCCUAUUCGAUGGUGCCAUCAUGCAGCCCCUGCUCAUACUUGUAAUUUUGUUUUGUUUUUCCACUUGCCUCACUGUCUUUCCAUUCCAGCCUUUCCGUUUUCCACACCCUCCCCCGUCCUCGUAUUUGUGGUGUGUUGGGGGGAGGGUGUCGGAAAAGACACUCGUCUAAAGCUGGGUGGGAAAGAGGUUCAUGGAAUCGAGUGACAGCCGUGUCCCCGUGCCGGUGAUAAGGUACUCGAGCACUAAUUGGCUCACCGCGCGCGACACAACGGAAAUAGACUCAACACAUUGAUUCUGCGG
This is a messenger RNA of Tuber aestivum (summer truffle), 738 nucleotides long. The record is from the annotation of a GenBank genome assembly. Lineage: Eukaryota; Fungi; Ascomycota; Pezizomycetes; Pezizales; Tuberaceae.